Molecule: messenger RNA, 2121 nt
Organism: Ceratina calcarata
Lineage: Eukaryota; Metazoa; Arthropoda; Insecta; Hymenoptera; Apidae
Product: mucin-1
Exons: 18
Coding region: 1-2121 (706 amino acids)
Cellular component (GO): cytoskeleton
Source: RefSeq, a predicted model, not a curated record
AUGGUGGGCGAUUCUGGAUACCCACCAUGGACAUAUUCUUAUAUGGUUGUUCGAAAAGACACAGCACCGGCGUCCUCGUUGCAUGGGCGCACAUUAUCAACGAAAUACGAAGUAACUCCUGCGCCUGGUGAUUACAAUCCAGAGAAAGCAGAGAAAAUCAUUCUGGACCGAUCACCGAAAUACUCGUUCGGCAUCAAAACUCAGACUGAGAAGAUCAACUGUACGCCUGCGCCGAGUGACUAUUGCACCGAAAAGGUGAAUCUCGAUAAGACACCCGAGUACAGUUUCGGGUUGAAACCUGUACUGGAGAAAUCGAACGAUAUUCCCGCGCCUGGGGCUUACUAUCCGGAAAAGGUAAGAUUGGACCAUAUUCCACAAUUCAGUUUCGGACUUCGGCAUACAAUCGCAAAACCCAGCGACACUCCAGCACCUGGUACAUAUAGUCCUGAGAAAGUAAACCUUGACAAAGGUCCUCAGUACAGUUUAUCCGGAAGAAGUCGAAUGGAGAAACCUGAUGACACCCCUGCGCCAGGUACGUAUUCCCCUGAAAAAUUUAAAAUGGACACGACACCGCAAUUCAGUUUUGGACUGAGGCCGGCUCUCAAACAAAUAAGUGACACACCAGCUCCAGGAACAUAUAGUCCAGAAAAAGUAAAUUUGAACAAAGGUCCCGAAUAUAGUUUAUAUGGUAAAGGAAUGUCAGAAAAACCGAACGAUAAUCCAGCACCUGGAACUUAUAGCCCCGAAAAAGUAAAUUUAAACAAAGGUCCCGAGUAUAGUUUAUAUGGUAAAGGCAUGUCAGAAAAACCGAACGAUAAUCCAGCACCUGGAACUUAUAGCCCCGAGAAAGUAAAUUUGAACAAAGGUCCCGAGUAUAGUUUAUAUGGUAAAGGAAUGUCAGAAAAACCGAACGAUAAUCCAGCGCCAGGAACAUAUAGUCCUGAGAAAGUAAAUUUAGAUAAGGGCCCUCAAUACAGUCUGUCCGGUAAAGGAUUACCAGAGAAGCCUAAUGACAAUCCAGCGCCUGGGGCUUACUAUCCGGAAAAGGUAAGAUUGGACCAUAUUCCACAAUUCAGUUUCGGACUUCGGCAUACAAUCGCAAAACCCAGCGACACUCCAGCACCUGGUACAUAUAGUCCUGAGAAAGUAAACCUUGACAAAGGUCCUCAGUACAGUUUAUCCGGAAGAAGUCGAAUGGAGAAACCUGAUGACACCCCUGCGCCAGGUACGUAUUCCCCUGAAAAAUUUAAAAUGGACACGACACCGCAAUUCAGUUUUGGACUGAGGCCGGCUCUCAAACAAAUAAGUGACACACCAGCUCCAGGAACAUAUAGUCCAGAAAAAGUAAAUUUGAACAAAGGUCCCGAAUAUAGUUUAUAUGGUAAAGGAAUGUCAGAAAAACCGAACGAUAAUCCAGGUGAAUUUCUACUUAUUUUAAUUUUAUAUUAUUGUUACCUUUUUAUUUUUAAUUUCAUAGCUCCAGGCACUUAUUCUCCAGAAAAAGUAAAUUUAGAUAAAUCACCGCAAUACUCAUUCGGUGUAAAGGCAUUAACUGAGAAACCCGAUGAUAUACCAGCUCCGGGAAGCUACCAUCCUGAGAAGGUAAAUCUGAACAAAUCACCCCGAUACAGUUUUGGAGUUAAGACUACUGUGCACGAUACGAGUUCCCUACCAGGUCCGGGCGAAUACAGUCCAGAGAAAGCUAUGCUUUUAUUAGAAAAAGCAUUCCGAUUUACUUUUGGUCUUAGGACGAGUAUAUACAGGCCCGAUAAUAUCCCAGCUCCAAAUGUUUAUAAUAUUCCUUCCGCUCUUGGUGGAACUAAGGAAGGAAACAAGAAAGCAGCACCCGCUUAUUCGAUCUCAGGUAGACAGAAGGUCUUCACAGAUGAUCGAGUUUUAGUUCCUGGACCUGGGACGUAUGAAGCUAUUAAACCGGAUGCAGUCAGGGUGAAGAGUCCCGCUUAUAGCAUAAGCGGCCGCUAUCAGCUGCCCAAUGACCAUUCCCAGAUCCCAGGACCCGGUGCACAUNACAACAAUAUUCACAGCCAUUACGUAUUAAAUGAAUUACGGAACAGUGAUCAAGGCGUUCGUAACGAUUCCUGCAUAAAUAUUAAUAUUUAA